UUGAGGUUACGCAGUGGCAAGCUGAUUUCGCUGUUUGUUUACAAUUGCGUUUAAUAAUGGAAGUGCCGCUAACUGAAUUCACUGCAAUCGACUUGGAGCGCGAGCUCUAUGCCUAUGGCCUGAACAAGGAGGGCACAAAGCAGGAGCGCUAUGAGCGUCUGUUUACAGCUCGUCACAAGCUGAACUAUCCACACCUGCGACCAAGGCGACCGGCAAUCUCAAAGUUUGGUGCCCGGGUGCAGCUUGAUGACUUUGCUGAGAUUCGGGUUUAUAGACAGGCUGAGUGUGACAUAUUGGCCAGUAAGUUGAAGUGGCGCAUCGAGCAGGUGCGCAGAACAGAGGAUAAUGAGAGUUUGGAGUACUUUCAUCCCGAGCUCUUGGAGCGAAUUGAUCGCAGGAAAACCUAUAUGAUCAAUAUGGAAGAAUUUGUGGUGCGAAAAAACCCAUAUGUUCACAAGAUAUUCACAAUAUUUGUAUCUCGCACCACGGGAGAGGAUCUUACUCUGUUGUAUGCGAGGAGCAUGGUACAAUUAGCCACCAUGGAAGAAGUUGAUAGUGACAGCGUGGAUUUAUCAUUAGUCUCAAACGAUAAAAAGAAAGGUGAAGAGGUCAAACGUAAAGUUCCGGAAAAAGCUAUCAUCUCGCCCCAGAAUAUUGCCAAAGCCUUGGGUUACAUAUUGAGAGAGCUGAAGAAGAAGACAAUAACUAACUAUGUAGGAGUUGUAUGCGAUUACACGAGAAUGCACAUGAAAGUUGUGACGGAAUUGAUCGAAUCCAACGGACUGCAGAUGCCGCCGUUAGUCGAUGAUAUUCGUGAUCUGCAGAGAGCAUUGAGGAACAUGUUCGCCCCGACUAGUGUGCGCAUCGCAAGUCUUCUCAUCACUGAGUUGUAUACGGAGGCCACCUACAACGAGCAAAUGAGCACAAUUUGCAAUAAGAACACCACAAAAGAUAAGACAGCUGUGGCCCCAUUGGAUGAAUUUAUAGUACGACUCUCGAAUAUUUUGCGGGACAUGUGGAAGCACGAGGAGCACGAAAAGAAAUCCAUCUCGUUGGUAUGCUUAAACAACAAGAUGGUUAAGAUAUAUGGCCGUCACGUGAGCAGGGAGCUGCCUCCCAUAACGUACGAGGAUUGUGCAGCUGGCGCUGGGCUGCUGCAGCUGAUGGUAUUUGAUGCCUUGUGGUGCAUCACACCCGAACUGGAGCCCGAAGAGAUCUAUGCGAAUCCAACAGUCUCUUCGCAUGCCUCAUAA
Molecule: messenger RNA, 1253 nt
Organism: Drosophila albomicans
Lineage: Eukaryota; Metazoa; Arthropoda; Insecta; Diptera; Drosophilidae
Exons: 4
Coding region: 57-1253 (398 amino acids)
Source: RefSeq, a predicted model, not a curated record